CCCCGCGACACAUCACAACCAUCUUCUCGCUACCGAAUCCCAGAAGCUCCAUUCAAAACUCUGGGUUUACUGUAAUAAAUCCCAGCCGUUCGGAACAAGAUCGAGAUUCAACCACAAAACUACAGCGAACAUGGCCGGCCAAGCAGCAAACGAGCUGCUGUCGACCCAAAAGGCAUCCGACUCGGGCCUCAAAGUCGUCCUGCACCCGUUACCCAUCCUCGAGAUAUCCGAUUUCAUCGUUCGAGGCUAUCAGCGCGGACUGAAGGGAGCAGUUGUUGGUGCUCUAUUAGGCCAACAGAAUGGCCACGAGGUUACUAUCGAGCAUAGCUUUAGCUGCAAGUCGGAGAAGAACGCCGAUGGCCUCUACAAACUCGACGAUGUUUGGUUUGGGCAGCGUCUAGAGCAGAUGAAGCUCGUCCACAAGAGCCCCGCUCUCGACCUCGUCGGCUGGUACUCGCUUGUACCCAAAACCGGCCCCUCCGCCCUGCACCUUCCCAUCCACCGCCAGAUCAGCGCCCUCAACGAGUCGGCCGUUCUGCUGGGUUUUCAUGUUGAAGAUAUGCUGGCUCCGAGCUCCGGCGAUCCCUUACCGAUUACAAUAUACGAGAGCAACAUGGAAGCCGAGGAUAGCAAGGAGGCCGAAGGGGAAGACCAGGAAAUGAAGGACGCCGAGGCCGCCGCGAGGAUGGUCCUCCGCUUUAGGAAGCUUCCGUACGCCACAGACACCGGUGAAGCCGAGAUGAUCGCAAUGCAGUUCAUCCGCGAGGGUGGCGCCAAUGCUACAGUAGACAGCACCGAAAAGCAUAUCUUGGAGCAAUUCGACAAGAAGAUCGCCGUCGAUGACGGCAAGGGCAAGAGAAGGGCGGUUGCAUACGAGGAGAGCAGCAAAUCUAAGAAAGAAGCCAGCACUUCCACCGAACAACCUGCAUCAAACCCCGACGCGAAUCUUAGCCGCGCCGAGGCCGAGUACAUGUCCGCGCUUCAGGCCAAAUACAAUGCCAUCAAGAUGAUGAAGUCUCGUCUCGCUCUCAUCAUCACCUACCUCCAGAACCUCCCUUCCGACUUUACAUCGGGCACGCAAACAACCGCCGAGGCAGCCGACCUUGCCCGCGCUUCCAACGGACAGCACACGAUCCCGUCCAACAACAUCCUGCGGCACAUCCAGGCCCUGGUGACCAACGCCGACCUUGUAGCCCCUGCCGAACAGGCCACACUGGAGCGCGAGAUUCAGCGCGAGACAAACGACGUUAAUCUCAUCUCGAUGGUUUCCGACCUCGUGUCCAGCAUGAACGAAGCCCGGGAGGCGGGGAAGAAGUUCCACAUCGCCGAGUCUACGCGGCACACACGCCAGGGGAGGGCUAUGAUAGAAAAUAUAGCGCAGCUGGAGCAGUCCAAGCUCAUUCCGGGCUACGAUAUGCCGGGCCUUGGCGUUUCUCCCGCCGCUGCCGAGUAUUAGGAGCAAGGGGAGGCGGGUGAGAGUGCCUCGAGCGAGGAAUCACUCACUCACCGAAAUGUCUUCGAUGACGAUUUGGUGUGAGGACUGGCUAGAGCCAUCGAGAACAGGGAUGGGGACUCUGAUCCUAGUCAGGAGUUACAAAACGCACGUUGUUGAU
Messenger RNA from Chaetomium fimeti, 1613 nucleotides. RefSeq lists its product as uncharacterized. Gene Ontology annotation, biological process: protein deneddylation. Gene Ontology annotation, cellular component: COP9 signalosome. Gene Ontology annotation, molecular function: metallopeptidase activity; protein binding. Lineage: Eukaryota; Fungi; Ascomycota; Sordariomycetes; Sordariales; Chaetomiaceae. The transcript has 2 exons. The record is from RefSeq and is a predicted model, not a curated record. The coding region runs from base 131 to 1456 and encodes 441 amino acids.